GUGGAGGUCAGUUCGGUCACCGCAUCUCUGUUUUCGAUGGUGCUGGUGCUAAGCUGAAAGUGUGCGUAUGUCGUCUUUUAGAUGAACGACGCUGAGCAUCUUCGGGCAUCUUCCUCCUCGUCAACGCGGGCGACAACGCCAGUCCUGCCGCGAUGGACGUACUCCGAGCUGCUGUCGAUCUACGCCGAGUUCCUGGUCGUCAGUGUACACACUAUACUCUUCGAGCGGAGGAUAUACCCCGCCGAGUCCUUCUUUUUGGCUAGGAAGUAUAAUUAUCCGGUGCGGCAGUCACGACAUCCUGAAGUUUGCGAAUGGGUGCGCAAUGCAGUCAGCGCGUGCGUUGAGCAGAUGAGGACCGGAGAGGUUUCGAGAAUCUCGGUGGUGUUGAUUUCAGUCUCAAAUGUUCCGCUUGAGAGAGUGGUCUUUGACGUCUCUGGAUUUCCCAAGAUCCCUCUUAGAGAUCAAGAUCGAGAUUUGAAAAACAUCGAGCUAAAAAGACCAGACAUGGACGAGCAAUUCCGAGUCUGCAUAAUGAAACUAUCAACAAUGUCCCCCAUGCUCGGCACCCUCCCUACAGACUGCACCUUCACAAUCACCAUCGAGCUCAACGACGACGCCGAAGCGCCUACGGGACCUACUUCGAAAUGGGUCCCCGCCGAAAGUCAGCCGCAGGAGCGAGAUCCGCUGCCAGAGGUUACCGCGGCGUCCGACGACGGGAAUAUUGCAGUAAAUGGGAACGUUAAGACGCCGCCGAGAAAUGGGAUGUUGCCGAAGUUUAACCCGUUGAGGCAUAUAUAUAUGGGCCCAUUAAGCUUUGAUGUUUGGGUAGAAGAGUCAAAAGCGAAGGAGAAGUUGCCAGCCCGCUGAUGCAGCGGCCGAGUUAAAUACUGGAGACAUUAUAUGGAGGUGUUCUACUUUCUAUUGCUGAUCAUAUCUUCCUUCCGUCUAUCGAUUACAGAAAACCAACGACAAACGGCACGCACAAUGAAACCCAAGCCAACCUAUCAUUUCAAUCCAAACAAUGCUUUACAGUUCUCAUAUACCAGGUAGCUGAUGCUGACCGCCGGAGCAACUUUCAGCAAGUUUGGCACUAGACCCCGGAACAAAGCGUGGUAACCCUCAUUUCGAAUCGUUUUUUGAAGGACCUAGAGCGAUUUAGUCAGUCGAUGUUGAUGAAGUCAUAUGAAAUACAAAAAAUAACUUACGUCUCUCAUUCCUGUAUAUGU
Messenger RNA from Myxozyma melibiosi, 1226 nucleotides. Its product is annotated as DNA-binding protein. Bases 82 to 867 code for a protein of 261 amino acids. The transcript is spliced from 3 exons. NCBI's taxonomy places the organism in Eukaryota, Fungi, Ascomycota, Lipomycetes, Lipomycetales, Lipomycetaceae. Gene Ontology annotation, cellular component: zeta DNA polymerase complex. The record is from RefSeq and is a predicted model, not a curated record.